Striga hermonthica is the source of this 438-nucleotide messenger RNA. Lineage: Eukaryota; Viridiplantae; Streptophyta; Magnoliopsida; Lamiales; Orobanchaceae. The record is from the annotation of a GenBank genome assembly.
AUGCCUUCCUCUACAACUUCAGGUGCAAAUCAAAUAGUCACGAGGAGGCUUCUUCAGGCUCUCAAAUCUUGCCCGGUUGAUUUUGAGCACCAAAACUACACCAUAAUAACCGAAAAGUGUCGGGGACCCGACUACUCGGCCAAGCUGUGUUGCUCGUCUUUCAAAGCGUUUGCAUGCCCGUUUGCAGACGAGUUGGAUGACCUAACCAACGACUGUGCUUCUACAAUGUUCCGAUACAUCGAUCUCAACGGCCACUACCCGCCCGGGCUCUUUGCCAGCCUGUGCCGUGAGGGCCGCGAAGGCCUCGCUUGCCCGCCUUUGCCGCCGCCAAAAUCCGGCGACAAAAGUGGCGGCAGCCGGGCGGCAAGUGGCGAUUUCGGUUAUGGUGUGAUGACGAAUUUGGCCUUGGUGGUUUUGUUGUUGCUCUUAACUACCUAA